This is a messenger RNA of Aphidius gifuensis, 652 nucleotides long. RefSeq lists its product as uncharacterized. Bases 108 to 641 code for a protein of 177 amino acids. The record is from RefSeq and is a predicted model, not a curated record. The transcript is spliced from 4 exons. Lineage: Eukaryota; Metazoa; Arthropoda; Insecta; Hymenoptera; Braconidae.
AACUCAACAUUAAUUUUCCAACCUAAUUAUUGAAGCCAUUUUGUCAAAAAAGACUUGAAUUAUUAUUUUACUUUUUUUUGUGCUGAUACAUUUGCAAAUUUAUCAAGAUGUCAUUGAUUCAGCUAAGAAUCACUCCAUGCCUGUGUUUGCCCAUAAAAGGAGGAACAAUUUUCUUUGCAAGCAUUGCAUUUUUCAUGUCGCUCAUCUUGGUGUUUAUAAAUUUAAUUUGGCUGGUAAACGAUUCUUCUCAUGAUGAUGAUAAUUUUGUGGCAUUUGAAAAAGUUGUUUCUCUGUUUGUUUCAACAUCAGCAGUCAUGUUUUCCAUCUGGUUAUUAAUUGGUGUCAUCAUGGAUAAAACAACAUACAUGCUACCAUGGUUAUCCAUGCAAUUUGGAAGUUUAAUUUUGUUUGGUGGAUGUAGUCUUGGCUGGUUACUGACUGGUCCCCUCUUUUUAUCACGAGCUGGAGCUUUGAUUAUAUUUACUUUUGGAAUGUCCAUUUUUGCUAUGUAUAUUUACAUGUUCUUGGUGUUGCUGAGUUAUUGGCAAUUCUUGACUGUUAAUAAAGCUAAGGCAAAAACAACAUCACCAGUUUAUAAUGCUGCAGCAUUAAGAAAUUAUGAAACAGUUGAUCUUUCCUAAUUUCAUUUAAA